Messenger RNA from Auxenochlorella protothecoides, 648 nucleotides. RefSeq lists its product as hypothetical. The coding region runs from base 1 to 648 and encodes 215 amino acids. The transcript has a single exon. The record is from RefSeq and is a predicted model, not a curated record. Lineage: Eukaryota; Viridiplantae; Chlorophyta; Trebouxiophyceae; Chlorellales; Chlorellaceae.
AUGCAGCACACAUAUGCCCACAGGAGGAAAGCACCACAGCACAGGCCGCCACCCCCAAGGUACUUCUCAAGAGCACCUUCCCGCUUGCCAACUGUCUUUCCCCAUUUGAACCCACAUCCCCCAUCGCCUCACCCGUGCCAGCUGCUGCCACAUGCGGCGGUAGCCUUGAGAAUUGGCCUGCCCGCCGUUCCUGCUGCGGCCGCGGUGCGUGCCCUGGCUGCCCUGCCGGGGACCGGGCCCGCGCUGGCCCCCCAUGUGCGCCUGCUGCGCCUGCUGCGGGCGAAGGUUCUGGUGCUGGCGCUGCUGCUGCUGCUGCUGGGCGCCGAGCUGGGCCUGGCCCAGCAGCGCGCCCAGGUCGGCGGUCAGCGGCAGCCCGCCCCCCAGCUGGGGCUGCUGGCGCGACAGCAGCGCUGCCUGAGCGUACGCCUCCGCCUCAGACCACUCCAUCCCGGGGUGGGCAUACUGGUGGGUGGGGGAAAGGGGGAGUGCGGGGUGAGAACUUGUGCCCGUUCGCCGGGCUGGCGUCAUUCUGGCACACAGGACAGCCCCACGCUCGUUCCCUUCAUCCUGGCAUCCAUUGUGACCAUGCGCCGCACCCUCCAGCGAUGUGAAUUCGGGCUGGACACCGACAUCACCUGCACCUGGUAG